Molecule: messenger RNA, 366 nt
Organism: Prorocentrum cordatum
Lineage: Eukaryota; Dinophyceae; Prorocentrales; Prorocentraceae
Source: the annotation of a GenBank genome assembly
AUGCAGCCGUGCGGGUGGGAGCAGCGGUGGCGCUGCCAGUGGCGCUGUCGGUGGCGCAGCGGUGCAGGCCGGUGCAGCGGGCGCUUGCUGGCGAGCAAGGGCCCAUCACCACGGUCAGCCGCUGAGGCCGGAAGGUCGGUGCACCUGGGCCCCGCAGAUGCAGACGGAGUCAGGGCAGAUGAGGUCGUACCAGGAGGAUCGCGCCGCAUCGCUUCUCGGAGGACGCGUAACGGAGGGCCUCCGCUCCUCCUCCUCCUCCUCCUCCUCCUCCUCCUCCUCCUCCUCCUCCUCCUCCUCCGUCUGUCCCGUUCUUCGCCUGGCCGGUUUCAGACAUCAUCGGCUGCAUGUUUCAUGGAGCCAGCUUAG